AUGGGGAACACGCUGAGCUGUUGCUUGGGCACCAACCCCAGCCCCAGGCAGGGUCUGUCCAGGGGGUCUGCGGAGCUGUACUGCGGCUCUGACAUCUAUGAGGCGGUGGCAAGCAGAGGUGCAGGCCAAGGCAGAGAGGAGCGGAGGCACAGUAGAUGGAACUUGCUGUUCCCCAAUGCCAGCCCCAAGCAAAGCCAGCCCCGGGUGCAGUGGACAGAACCGCCCUGCAGCUGUAACAUCACGGAGGCGGAUGUGGCACUAGCACCACACCCCCCUGCUGUGGAGCCUGUCCAGUCUGAUUUCGGAGCCCAAGAGGGCCAUGACCUGCAGCACAUCCGCGACCAGGAGAUGCCCAAAGAUUUUGCUUCUGACUAUCCAAGGGAAAGCACACUCUUCCUGAGAAAAUAUCAAAUGAGUGUCUUCCUUCUCCUUCAGAUACCUCCAUGGCAUCUUGAUAGAAAAUACAGCUCAUGUUCCACCAUAUUGCUAGAUAACAGCACAGUCAGCAAACCUGAUCUUGGACACACACUGGAAAGAUAUGCAAAUAGAUCUCUGGCUAUUUUUGACGAGCCAAUACAUCCACUUUCACAACAAAAUUCUCCAGGGAAAUCCUUUGAGGAUGAUCCCAAACGCAACUGUAUUUUCAGAUAUUUCUGUACUCUUUUUCAAGUCACAAAACUAACAGCUCCAUGUGCAAUCGUAGCUUUGGUGUACAUUGAACGACUUUUAACCAAUGCUAACAUCGAUCUUUGUCCUACUAAUUGGAAAAAGAUUGUCCUUGGAGCCAUGCUUCUUGCCUCCAAGGUUUGGAGAAACCGUGGUCUGUGGAGUGAGGAUGACAGCCAGAAUCCCCAGGACGUUGCAGUUGAGAACAUGAGCAAGAUGGAGAAGUGUUUUUUGGAGCUACUUGAGUUUAAUAUUCAUGUGUCUGCCAGUGUUUAUGUAAAAUAUUACUUUGACCUGCGUGCCUUGGCAAAUGACCAUGACGUGUAUUUUCUAUUUCAUUUUCUUCACAAAGAUAAAGCCCAGAGACUGAAGGCUAUGUCACGGCCGUGUGAAUACAAAGACUUACAUCAAGAUGCCACUGCUAUGAAAAGGGCGAUCAGCAUGAACUUCAUUGGUAUUCGGUGCCCUAAUGCCAUCUUAUCUUAA
This is a messenger RNA of Chlorocebus sabaeus (green monkey), 1152 nucleotides long. The record is from RefSeq and is a predicted model, not a curated record. NCBI's taxonomy places the organism in Eukaryota, Metazoa, Chordata, Mammalia, Primates, Cercopithecidae.